AUGGCAGGGACGCCUUCCAAGGUUGCUCCAAGCCCCGUCCAACCUGGCCUUGGACAUUUCCAGGGAUCCAGGGGCAGCCACAGCUUCUCUGGGCAACCUGGCUCCACGACUCUGCCAUGCCCAGCACGUGGAACCGGCCCCUCUGUGACAUCAGCCCCGGCCCGGGGGCACCGGCAGGGCCGUGGGGGCUGCGCUGGAGGUGACCCCCCGCUCCUGGCACUGCCACCCAUGGCUUGGCUGUGGCUACUGGUCCUGCUGGCCCAGGCCGGGCCCGUGGGUGGUAACUGGGACACCUGCAGAGGGACCUGCGGGCUCCGGCCCAUGGCUUCCGACCACAACUCCCUGAUUCCCGACGGCCCCGUGGCUUUGGCCGACGGCACGUCCCGCGUCGUGGGGGGCACCGGAGUCCAGCCGGGGGCCUGGCCCGGCAUCGUCAGCAUCCAGGCCACCUGGAAGAAUGGCACGUGGCACAUGUGCUCGGGUGUCCUCCUCAGCUUCCAGUGGGUCCUCACGGUCGCCCACUGCUUCAUCAGGGCCGGGGACUUCUACCGGUGGGACGUGGUGAUCGGGGCCACGGAUCUGACUCAGCCGGGCCCCGAGGCCGAGGUGAGGCACAUCCAGAGGCUCCUGGUGCACCAGCACUACGUGGCUGCCACGGCAAGGAACGACAUUGCCCUGCUGGAGCUGGACCGGCCCGUGGAGUGCAGUGACUACAUCCAGCUGGGCUGUGUGCCCGACACCUCGGUGAGGGUCUCGGACCUGAAAUCCUGCUACAUCGCGGGAUGGGAUUUCUCUGCGGACACAGCUCUGGGACCAAAUGUGGUGCUGCAGGAGGCCAAGGUUCACCUCAUGGACACACGGCUCUGUAACAGCAGCCGGUGGUACGGGGGGGCCGUGCACCCCGAAAACCUGUGUGCUGGGUACCCGCAGGGCGGCAUCGACACCUGCCAGGGGGACAGCGGGGGUCCCCUGGUCUGCAAGGACAAGAGAGCUGACUUCUUCUGGCUGGUGGGGCUGAGCAGCUGGGGAAGAGGCUGCUACAAAGCCAGGCACCCCGGGAUCUACACCUCCACUCAGCACUUCCACAACUGGAUCCUGGUCCAGACGGGCCUGAGCCCAGCAGAAAUUGCCACUCCAACACCAGCCACUCCAGCACCAGAGCCAGGCUGUACCGCAGCCCCCGAGGAGAUCCCAGUGCCAGCGAUCACCCCGACCCCCCAGGAAAUCCCCACACGACAGGUCAUCUUGAUCCCCGAGGAAGAGGAGGAGGACGAGGAGGAGGAGGAAGAGGAGCCGACGCCAGAGCCACAACCAACCAUCAUCCCGACCCCAGAAGAGGAGGAGGAGGAGGAAGAGGAGGAGGAGGAGCCGACGCCAGAACCAACCAUCAUCCCGACCCCAGAAGAGGAGGAGGAGGAGGAAGAGGAGGAGGAGGAGGAGCCGACGCCAGAGCCAGAACCAACCAUCAUCUCGACCCCAGAAGAGGAGGAGGAGGAGGAGGAAGAGGAGGAGCCGACGCCAGAGCCAGAACCAACCAUCAUCUCGACCCCAGAAGAGGAGGAGGAGGAGGAGGAGGAGGAGGAAGAGGAGGAGGAGCCGCUGCCAGAGCCAGAACCAGAGGCAGAGAUAAGGCCAGCCCCCGUGUUGAUCCCCGAGGAGGAGGAGGAGGAGGAGGAGGAGGAGCCGGAGGAGCCGGUGCUCACACCGCAAUCCGACAGGCUGCUGAUCAUUUCAGUGCCCUACCAGAGCCUGCUGAAAUUCUGUAACCUGCUGACGAACUUCUUGCGGUUGCUGAGGGACAAAAUUGAUUGACCAGAAGGACGAGCAGGUCCAGUUCUGGCUGCCAUGGAUCAGGACCAUUCCCUGAUGGAAUCACGGCUGUGGGGCCAAAGGCAGCCCCAGUGCCCAGGACUGCUCCGUCCUCUCCCGCUCCUCCCCUGCGCCCACCCCGAUGGAGAAGUUCUGUUGUUAUCAAAAUAAAGUUUUCGUGUUCCCCACUAA
Pseudopipra pipra is the source of this 2001-nucleotide messenger RNA. Its product is annotated as acrosin-like. NCBI's taxonomy places the organism in Eukaryota, Metazoa, Chordata, Aves, Passeriformes, Pipridae. The transcript is spliced from 5 exons. The coding region runs from base 1 to 1812 and encodes 603 amino acids. Gene Ontology annotation, biological process: proteolysis; acrosome reaction. The record is from RefSeq and is a predicted model, not a curated record. Gene Ontology annotation, molecular function: serine-type endopeptidase activity.